AUGAUACUAGAGGCGUCACCGACACUUCGAAUAGAACCACCAAAGACCUCUAGGAAGGCAACAUCAAAUUGGGCAAAAGUUCGAUACUAUGUCCCUUCUCUCGAUUGGAUACCAAACUAUUCUAUAUCCCUGCUUGGGGGUGAUGUCCUGGCAGGUGUCACCGUUGCUGCGAUGCUCAUACCGCAGUCUGUCAGUUAUGCGUCCUCACUCGCCAAGCUCAGUCCUGUAACAGGCCUGUUUUCUGCUGCUAUACCUGGAAUCGUCUACGCACUCCUUGGCUCGUCUCGCCAAUUGAAUGUCGCGCCAGAAGCUGCGCUUAGUCUUUUGGUCGGCCAAGCCGUAUCCAAUGCGCUUCAUUCUGACCCUCAUGACCAUCCUGCAAACCCAGAUGCGGUCGGUUUGGCUGUAGCCAGUGCCAUCGUAAUACAGGUCGGAUUGAUAUCAUUCGUCCUGGGCUUCCUCCGGCUCGGCUUCCUCGAUGUCGUUCUUUCCAGAGCCUUGCUCCGAGGGUUCAUCACUGCAGUUGCGUUCGUCAUAUUAAUUGAGCAGCUUAUCCCAAUGUUCGGUCUAGUGGCUCUCGAACACCACGUUAAUCCGCAGACUACUUUCGAUAAAGCUCUUUUUCUCAUUGAAUAUGGAUUCACGCACUUCCACCAGCCAACAGCCAUCGUCAGUUUCGGGGCUCUUCUCACACUGAUGCUUUUGCGUAGUGUGAAGAACUUAUUCAAGAACUACCCUUGGAUAUACCGCAUUCCGGAGGUAUUGUUAGUGGUCAUCGUAUCCACGAUUCUUUCCGAUAAGUUUGACUGGGAUCAGGAUGGAAUCGAGAUCCUUGGCUCAGUGCCUAUCAAUACGGGCAAACACUUUUUCAAGUUCCCUCUUCAUCACUCGCAUUUAAAGUACCUCAGAGGAACAACAUCCACUGCUGUGUUGAUUGUGGUCAUCGGCUUCCUUGACAGCAUAGUCGCAGCGAAGCAGAAUGCGGCGCGCUUUGGCUAUUCUAUCAGUCCAAAUCGCGAGCUUGUCGCUUUAGGAGCUGCGAACUUAGCCGCAUCUUUUAUUCCUGGGACGCUACCUGCCUAUGGAUCUAUCACUAGAUCGAGAAUCAAUGGCGAUGUUGGAGGACGAACGCAGAUGGCCUCACUCGUAUGCUCUGGCCUUGUACUUCUAGCGACAUUUUUCUUGCUUCCAUGGCUCUAUUACCUGCCGAAAUGUGUCCUUGGAUCUAUUAUCUGUCUGAUUGUCUUCAGCCUCAUCGCGGAGACUCCUCAUGACGUGAUUUUCUAUUGGAAAAUGCGGUCAUGGAUGGAUAUGACUCUCAUGGGUCUUACUUUCGUCUUUUCUAUCAUCUGGAACGUUCAAGUUGGGGUGGUUGUCAGCCUUAUCAUUUCCCUUCUAUUAGUAUUGAGGCGCUCAUCGCGGACGCGGAUGACGAUUCUGGGUCGUAUCCCUGGAACUGACAGGUGGAAGCCUAUCAACGAAAACCCAGAAGCUGAGGAGGAUGUUCCAGGAGUUCUUAUUGUUCGGAUUAGGGAGAAUCUAGACUUCGCGAACACCGCACAACUCAAAGAACGAUUGCGCCGUCUUGAACUGUACGGUGUCGACCCGAGUCAUCCGUCGGAGGCACCUAGACGACAACAAGCUAGAGUCAUCGUGUUCCAUGUCGCAGACGUCGAGUUAUGCGAUGCUUCAGCUGUGCAAAUCUUCUACGAACUGUUUGAGACUUACACGAGUCGUGGCGUCAGUGUCUUCAUCACGCAUCUACGAGCAGGUCCUCGUGAGAUGUUCGAGCGCGGUGGAAUAGUCAAACUCCUUGGAGAGGAUGCGUUUUACGAGGAUGUCGGCACUGCUAUCAACCAUUUAGCGAGGGAUGCUAUUUUGUUACGUUACUGAGACUUGCACUUUUACAGAAAUACACGCCUUCACGAUAUCACGACC
Messenger RNA from Heterobasidion irregulare TC 32-1, 1938 nucleotides. Its product is annotated as sulfate transporter. Gene Ontology annotation, molecular function: sulfate transmembrane transporter activity. The record is from RefSeq and is a predicted model, not a curated record. The coding region runs from base 1 to 1893 and encodes 630 amino acids. Gene Ontology annotation, cellular component: membrane. Gene Ontology annotation, biological process: transmembrane transport. The transcript is spliced from 15 exons. NCBI's taxonomy places the organism in Eukaryota, Fungi, Basidiomycota, Agaricomycetes, Russulales, Bondarzewiaceae.